AUGAAGGCCGCAAGAUUCUAUGGUCAAGGCGAUAUCCGCAUCGAUGAGGUUCCGGAGCCGAUAGCGAAGCAUGGACAGGUCCUGGUCGAUGUGGCUUGGUGUGGUGGGUAAAGGCAAAUACUCGCUGAAGGCAAGGCAUGCGCUAAAGCACAGCUGUAGGCAUUUGCGGUAAGGCAAGGCCCAAGCGAUAUGGUAAAGCCCAUGGCUGAGUCCCUUUUCUCCGAACAGGCUCAGACUUACACGAAUACCUCAUCGGUAACACCAUCCCAAGCAAUCGAAACAUGUAUCCCAACCAAUGAUUUCGCAUAGGCCCAGUCAUACUGCCUACACCAGAGAGACCAAACCUAAUAACAGGCGUCCACAUACCUCUGACGCUAGGCCAUGAACUCUGCGGCACAGUCCGCGAUCCACCGUCGUCGUCUCGGUUCAAGAAUGGCGACCAGGUAAUGGUGAACCCUCUCGUCGAAUGCAAGAGCUGUCUAGCUUGCAAGUCCGGCUCAACGCAGUGCUGCGCCCAACUAGGCAUAAUCGGCGGCUCCACCGGUUUCGGUGGGUUUGGGCAAGUCGUUGCUGUUGACGAAGACAAAAUCAUGCUUCUUCCUCCCGGGAUUCCAUUGGAUUUUGCGGCCGUUGUAGAGCCUUUAGCCGUGGUGCAACAUGCAAUCAAAGUCUCUGGAAUCGACCAUUGGAAGGAUAAGGAUGUUUUGGUGGUAGGCGGGGGUCCUGUUGGUUUCGCGAUGUUGUUGUGUCUGAGAGCCUGGGGAGCGGAGAAGGUAGUCGUCAGUGAGCCGGCGGCGCUGAGGAAACAGCAGUGUUCGGGGUUUGCGAGAGCGGUGAUAGACCCAAUGAAAGAAGACGUGGGCGUAAGGUGCAGAGAAUUGACGGGCGGGAAGGGCAUAGACGUAGUUUUCGACUGUGCCGGGGUAGCAAUGGCUCUGCAAUCGGCCAUAGGCGCCAUGCGUUUUGAGAGUCUGUACGUCAUGGUCGCAGUCUGGGAAGGACUGGUAAGAUGCCAACCACUGCAUUGAUUUCCUUUGGCGAAGCUGAUGCAAUCUGGCAAGAUCAACGUACCCUGUUGGCCCUUCCUCGGGAAGCAUAUCACAAUGAAGGGCAGUCUGGUCUACGAUGAUUCGGCAAUGCAAGAGGUAAUGAGCUUGAUCGUCGAAGGUAGGCUGUUGCUAUUGCAAGAUCUUGUUGCCAUCAGGAGGAGCUGACAUCGCAGCGCAGGCAAGCUUAAUGGCUGGCGAGAAAUGGUGACUGGUCGCAUAGGACUGGACGGCAUUGUUGGAGACGGCUUCCGAGAGCUGAUAGAUCACAAGGAAAAGCACAUCAAGAUCUUGGUCAAUCCACAGGCGUAG
Lecanosticta acicola is the source of this 1358-nucleotide messenger RNA. Lineage: Eukaryota; Fungi; Ascomycota; Dothideomycetes; Mycosphaerellales; Mycosphaerellaceae. The record is from the annotation of a GenBank genome assembly.